Molecule: messenger RNA, 2527 nt
Organism: Mytilus trossulus (common blue mussel)
Lineage: Eukaryota; Metazoa; Mollusca; Bivalvia; Mytilida; Mytilidae
Exons: 6
Coding region: 102-1460 (452 amino acids)
Source: RefSeq, a predicted model, not a curated record
AUAUACAUAUAUGUAUAUCCGCAUUUUGUUCGAUUUGUUUUGUAAUAAGUUUAGUAUAGCCAUUGAUACUUCUUAAGUUGUACUUUAAUUUAUAAAGUUGUAUGGAAUUAAAGAUUAGUGUAAGUGAAAUGGAUAAUAGCAUUUACGAGGAAUUAGACGGAAAAACUAUCCACCACCAAGAUGAAUCUAAAACCUCGACAAUUUCUAAUCUACAAACAUACGAAUCUUUAAUUCAUCAACAUGAUUCUGCAGUAGUGUAUGACAGCUUACAGACCAAAAAGUUUAAAACAACAAAAUGGAAAUGUCUACGUCAUUUACAAUCAAGGAAAAUAGCAAUAACAGUUUUCAUAUUUUUAAGUGUCGUCUGUUUUCUUGCAUGUGUUAUCAUCAUUUUCAUACAAACGACCAAGGUAAACCGGGAACAGACUGUGUCUAAAGAAAAAACUGGAAAUAAAAAUUGUGGCUAUUUUCCUAAUGAUUGUGAAAACAAAACGAUUCUACAUACGCCUAACAAAUAUGCGUAUCGACCAUUUAUCUUGUCAACUCAUGGUUUGUUUAUUUCUGAUAAAGAAUCGUUUUCCUUUCACGUGCAAGCAUGUAAUGACGUACAUGUUGCCUUGCUGCCUAAAGACUUUGAUAUCAUUACUGACGAAAGUGUCCUCUAUGAAAUUGUUAUCGGAGGGUAUAGAAACACAAUGUCAAAUAUUCGCAAAAGAAAACAAGGGCAAUCAUUUGUUGAACGAGCACGAAAAGGAUAUCUCAAUUGCACAGAAGUAAGGCAGUUUAAUAUAGAUUGGUCUAAUGGAAACAUCUCUGUAAGAUAUAUAAUGAAGAACAGUACUGUGGAAACUAUCAUGGCAUGGUUGGACCCAGCACCUCUGACGAUUAUUGAUGCUGGAAUAUCUACAGGUUUUGGUGCAACAGGAACAUGGACCUUCUGUGCAAACGAUUUUAAGAAUAGUACUGACAAAGAUGGAUUAGUAGAUGAUUUUUACAAAAGUGCUGAUAAAGAUGGAGCAAUAGAUGAAAUUAUUAUUGGUGUCAUCGGAGGAGCUGCUUUGAUUUGUUUUUUAGUCUCCUGUGCAUACAGAUUACGAUUACAUUUGGAAGCUAGUAUGGACAAUGGAGAAAAGCAAAUAAAUUCUUCAAGGACUGUGUGCACCAAAAAAUCUUCACCAGAAAGGCCUUCCAGUGAAGGACUGGCUAGCUACACAGACUUGCAAUCACAAACGGUUAUUCGUCCAUAUUCCAUACUAAAUACUAGUACUCUACAAACAUGCAUAAACAUACAGAAUGAUAAUUCUAAAAACAGCAAUACAUCCAAAAGGACGUCAACUUACAAAGAUUACGAAAAUAUUCAUGAUACACAUGUCAAAAAAGAUUAUGUAAACCUCAAUAAAAUGCAAUGUACUGAAUCACUUCCGGUGUAUUUAGAUCUAUACGAAACAAAUGGCAUUUAAUAUAUGUAAAGAUUAUUGUAUAAUAAAUGGGGUAAUUAGUUUGAAAAAAACAAAUGUUUUUUCAAUUUUUACCCUCAAGGCCUCGCAGUCAAUACUAAUGGCAGUGAAUGUACUCCUACACCGUUUACCAGAGGAAAUCAUGAAUUAUUUUAUAUAUAAAUAAAUGGAGUUUUGUUGCAAACGAAAAUGUCACACAUUGGCGUAUCGACCGCCGUGCUCCAGAAAAAUUACAAAGUCGGUAUACGUUAACUUAGAUGCACGCCAGAGGAAACCUGUACGCUACACGCACGUAAUAAAUACGUUGAAAACGCUACAUAUAAUUUUGUGACAAGUUGUACACGCUUCAAGAUUGUUCGACUUUAACUAGAACGUAUGCCGGAUGUGUCUUUAACAAACAUUCCAUACUUAAACGUCCCCAACGCGCCGAAGCAUGGAUUAUGAUCCCAAGAACGCUUAUCGUACGCCCAACACACGCUUAAAGCUCGUUUUGCACACACCAGAUAUGAUUGACAGGUUGAAAGCAUCCAAAAUUACUUGCGUAUUGACAGCGUACAUGAUUAUUUACCACGCCCGGCGUACAUUUGAGCUUUUCGUUGAUGUGUGACGCCGGUAUAACACAAACAACAAAGAAAAUCAGAAGUUGUCUUUUAAUGGAGUUUCAAUUGAUAUUUUAUAGAAAGUCUUUCUAUGUAGUGAUGUUACACUAGAACACACAAAGGACAUUUCAAUUAAUAGAACAAUCAGUAAUAAUGCAAAUAAAAAGACCAGGAAGAACCAAAGGAAAUCGAAAGUUAGAUAGAAACAGCAUACACAAUGACCGAAAAUUAAAAAAAAAGGUAAAAAAAUAAACAAUUAAAAAACAUUAAACCCAUGGGAAAACAUUAAAAUAAAAUGCGAUACUGAUAGUACCGAAGGAAAACAGUUACAUGAUAUUUAUAUUGUUUCGUGUCGAAAGUUCUUAUCUGCUGAGUCUUUAUUAGUUCUCAAAACUUGUAAUAUAUUGUUGAGUCAUGAAACCUUGCUUUACUUAAAGUAUUUUCGUUUUCUGUUGUCUUACUUUUGACCAA